AAUCUUGAUAUUUCAAAAAAUGCAAGAAAAUGCGGCUGAUGUGGCCGAAAUUGUAAUUGUGACGUUGUUGCGAAGACAUGUAAAGUUUUUAUAUUGUGGUUGUAAUUGCUGUAGCUAAGGACAAAAAAAAUGUAGUUUGUUAUUUGGCAUAUAAAUUACUAUAAAGCGUGCUCCUUUAUGUAAGGGAUCAUUUUAUGAGGUAAUGUUGUACUUGGCUAGGGAUUAAUGUGAUGGCUGGAGUUGGGCUUCUAUCUACACCUGAUACUGUGAAACAAGCUGGGUGGGCCAGUAUGUUGGUGAUGGUUAUUUUCGCAGUUGUGUGCUGUUAUACAGCAGAACUAAUGAGACAUUGCUUUCAAAGCAGAGAAGGCAUCCUUAGCUACCCAGAUAUAGGAGAAGCUGCAUUUGGAAAAUAUGGCCGAGUUGUUAUAUCAAUUGUUUUGUACACCGAAUUAUAUUCAUAUUGUGUGGAAUAUAUCAUCAUGGAAGGCGAUAACCUUACUGGUCUUUUUCCUGGAACGUCCUUGCAUUGGGGAGGUUUGGAUUUGGAUGGCAAGCACUUAUUUGCAAUUUUGACUGCACUUAUUAUUCUCCCUACUGUUUGGUUGAAGGAUCUUCGUAUAAUCUCCUAUCUCUCAGCUGGAGGGGUUAUUGGUUCAAUGUUGAUCGCUAUUUGUGUUGUUCUUGUUGGGACAAGAAAUGAUGUUGGAUUCCAUCAGACUGCUCCAUUCGUAAAGUGGAGUGGCAUUCCAUUUGCUUUUGGUAUCUAUGGGUUUUGCUUUGCAGGACAUUCAGUUUUUCCCAAUAUAUAUCAGUCUAUGGCUAACAAAAGAGAAUUUACAAAGGCAAUGAUCAUAUGUUUUGUUUUGCCCAUGUUUUUAUAUGGAGGUGUUGGACUGGCGGGAUAUCGCAUGUUUGGUGAAAAGACAUUGUCUCAGAUAACAUUGAAUCUACCACCAAAUUCACUUGCUUCCAAAGUCGCUUUGUGGACUAUAGCAAUUAUUCCGCUAACUAAAUAUCCUUUUUCCCCCAUUGUCGUCGGAGCUGGCCGAAAAACGCAUUGGAAAGCGGAGGCACGCGGCGGCUGGUUCGAGGAGAAACUGAUUGUGGAUAGUUGUUGCAAAAAUGAGAUAAGGUUAGAGACGGAUUGUUAUUUCAGUGGUGAGGGUUGUUGA
This is a messenger RNA of Lathyrus oleraceus (garden pea), 1175 nucleotides long. RefSeq names its product amino acid transporter AVT1A. The record is from RefSeq and is a predicted model, not a curated record. Lineage: Eukaryota; Viridiplantae; Streptophyta; Magnoliopsida; Fabales; Fabaceae. The coding region runs from base 231 to 1175 and encodes 314 amino acids. The transcript is spliced from 7 exons.